Molecule: messenger RNA, 5764 nt
Organism: Syngnathus typhle (broad-nosed pipefish)
Lineage: Eukaryota; Metazoa; Chordata; Actinopteri; Syngnathiformes; Syngnathidae
Gene: cnot6a
Product: CCR4-NOT transcription complex, subunit 6a
Exons: 12
Coding region: 354-2033 (559 amino acids)
Biological process (GO): nuclear-transcribed mRNA poly(A) tail shortening
Cellular component (GO): CCR4-NOT complex; nucleus; cytoplasm
Molecular function (GO): protein binding; poly(A)-specific ribonuclease activity
Source: RefSeq, a predicted model, not a curated record
UAGUAAUGUUACGUAUGUCACUUUAUUUUCACUUUACAUGGCCUUUCAACUCAUCUUGCUAAUCUUGCACACACGUCUGAGUUGGUCCUAUUGACAGCAGUGGACGAAUGUCACCGAUCACGACUUAAUAUAAGAAGAACCUUUGUAAUGGUGAGAGUUUUAUUUUGAUUCAACAGCUGUUGGAGCUUUUUGGUCGCGGACCAAUCGGAGCACUCGCCGUUAUCAGCACGGGGAAAAAAUCCCCACCGUCGCCAUAAUACAGCAGCAGCGGAAACGGCUGAGAAGUGGCUAGAAAACAAAAGAGCGCACGCAGUCGUCCUCGCCAUUUGGUAUGCUCUUGCAGUGUUACAGGAAUGCCCAAGGAAAAAUAUGACCCGCCGGAUCCCAGGCGGAUGUACACGAUAAUGUCCAGCGAAGAGGCAGCCAAUGGGAAGAAGUCGUACUGGGCUGAGCUGGAAAUUAGUGGUCGAGUGAGGAGUCUCAGCACAGCCCUGUGGUCCCUCACCCACCUCACUGCCCUGCACCUCAGUGACAACUCAUUGUCACGCAUCCCGCCAGACAUUGCCAAACUUCACAAUUUGGUGUACCUGGAUCUUUCAUCCAACAAGAUCAGGAGUCUGCCGGCAGAGCUCGGCAACAUGGUGUCUCUCAGGGAACUGCUUUUAAAUAACAACCAGUUACGGGUUCUGCCUUUUGAAUUGGGAAAACUGUUUCAGUUACAAACUCUCGGGUUAAAAGGAAACCCACUUGCACAAGAAAUUAUGAGCCUCUACCAGGAACCUGAUGGCACGCGAAGACUGCUCAAUUACUUGUUAGACAAUCUGGCAGGGGCUAUCAAGCGCAUACCAACAGAGCAGCCCCCGGCCCGAUCGUGGAUCUCUCUCCAGGAACCAGACAGAGCCCGGCCAUCAGCACUGUUCUCGGUCAUGUGCUACAAUGUGCUGUGCGAUAAAUACGCCACGAGGCAGCUGUACGGCUACUGCCCCUCUUGGGCUCUAAACUGGGAGUACAGGAAGAAGUCCAUCAUGCAAGAGAUUAUGGGCUGCAACGCAGACAUCAUCAGUUUGCAGGAAGUGGAGACAGAGCAGUACUACAAUUUUUUCUUGCCAGAACUAAAGGAGCAGGGUUACGACGGGUUCUUCAGUCCAAAGUCGCGAGCUCGGACCAUGUCAGAGUCGGACCGAAAACAUGUGGACGGAUGUGCAAUUUUCUACAAGACAGAAAAGUUCAGUGCAGUUCAGAAGCACACAGUCGAAUUUAAUCAACUGGCUAUGGCUAACUCAGAGGGCUCAGAGGCCAUGUUGAAUCGCGUGAUGACCAAGGACAACAUUGGGGUCGCCGUACUGCUUGAAGUCCGCAAAGAGAUGAUGGAAAUCUCCUCCGGCAAGUUGCUGCAUGGCAUGGAGAAGCAGCUUCUGCUGGUGGCCAACGCCCACAUGCACUGGGACCCUGAGUACUCUGACGUAAAGCUGGUUCAGACCAUGAUGUUCCUGUCGGAAGUGAAGAACAUUGUGGACAAGGCGACGCGCAGCCUCAAGUUGUCCUCGGUCUCUGGUGAAACCAAUGGCAUUCCGCUGGUGCUCUGCGCUGACCUCAACUCUUUGCCCGAUUCUGGCGUGGUUGAGUACUUAAGUGCGGGUGGAGUGGACUGCACCCACAAGGACUUCAAGGAGCUUCGCUACAGCGACAGCCUGACCAAAUUCAAUUGCAACGGCAAGAGCAGCACGUCCAACGGCAGGAUCACCCACGGCUUCAAGCUGAAAAGCGCUUACGAGAACGGCCUGAUGCCUUACACCAACUACACAUUUGACUUCAAGGGUGUCAUCGACUACAUUUUCUACUCCAAGCCUCACCUGAACGUCCUGGGCAUCCUGGGCCCUCUGGAUCCUCACUGGCUGGUAGAAAACAAUGUCAGCGGAUGCCCGCACCCUCACAUCCCCUCUGACCACUUCAGUCUCUUCUCCCAGUUGGAGCUUCUCCUGCCCAACGUGCCCCCCCAGGUCAAUGGUCUCCAUCUGCCUGCACGCAGGUAGUGAGUCCUGGCCAGUCCCCCGGGGUUCGGGCAAGGGGGGGUCUGUCCCUCUCUGCCCGUGACCCCUCCCACGACCAGCUCUCCCCUCUGGCGCCCCCCGGAGGAGGAAGGCAUAAAAGAAAGAAAAACACAACCUGUAAAAUAUUCGUACAGUGAGGUCUGGCCAACAGGGAUUUCGUAUGAUGUUAAAGAUAUUCUAUAUUUUUCUUUUAUUUUCUCUCUCUCUCUCUCUCUUUUUUUUUUUUUUUUUUAACUGCUCAAGUCCAAUUUGUGUAUCACAUUUUUUUCUUUUGGACUCCCUUAAAUCCCUACAUACAUGUCUUUCGCUACACCGAAUGCUAGCUCAUCCCGCGUUUUUCGACGCGAGAGAGAGGGCCAUGUUUUGCGGAAAAGCUUCCAAGCUGAUGGUGUGUGUGUGUGUGUGUGCGCGCAUGUGUACACUCGUGUGUCUGCCUGUCCUGUAUAAACCUGAAACCAGCAAAGACAGCAGACACAACACUCUUUACAACUCCAUCGCGCGGCAAGAGGGCUGGUAGUCAAGAGUCGAGACGGGAACUUUUCCCGUUGUCGUUCUGUGGUGCUCGGGGCCCCGUCGAGUGCUCCUGUGGUGCUGCACCUCCGACCCCCCGCCCCGGCGCCCGACCGUGGUGCAAUAGCUCCCGCACACAAUUCCGCACCCCACCCACUCUAAUGGUGCUGCUUGACUUCACAGAGCCAGGAGGAACGCUUUGAGAAACAGCUACCAAACUAAUCUCAGACUGUUUUGGGUGUUGUCGUCUUAAUGCUAUACGGCACUCUCAGCCCGCAUUUAAUUUUGAGUAGUGACCAUUUGGGGAUUGGGGUCUUGAGUUGCUUCUAUUUUGCAAGCGAGGCUGCCGGUCAAGGGGUGAUACGACUAGCAUUCCUCUCACUGUCCAGCGCAACACACACACUCGCACACACACAUUUGUAGCACUGUCUCAAUGGCCAGUAGUGUCGUUCCUGCGUCAUUCAACCCAAACACACACACACACUAUAAAAGUGUUUUCAGUUUUUUAGUUGGUUUUUUUCCACAAGUUUGUACAGAAUCAAAAGCAUAGACUCGGUCUUUACAUGAUUGUAUAUGAAUCACAGAAGACUUGUUUUCUGGUGUUUUUUUUGUACCAAGAGUAAAUUAUAAUCCCAUUUGAGAAAAGAUUGUAUGUAAACUAUGACUAAAUUUUUAUCCCGUUCAUGUCGCGGUGAAACUGAUGACCAGCUUGUACAAACAACAUAAGCAGAAGAAGAAAAGGUUGUUCACGGCGCUUUGUCACAACUUUGCACUCUUUUUGAGAUGAACCAUUACGUAGCGGAUCUGUUGUUGUUUUGAAGCCCCUGCCAUUACUUCCCAUGUUGAUUUGGUUUGAUUGUGGUGAUUUGUGCCCAAGACAUCUGCCAUUGAUCAUCCCCACCAGCUCAUUGACAUACACGCACACGUAUAUGCCGUGUGAUUGACACCCGACAAAUAAUAACACCCCCCCCACCAUGUUCAAGCAAACAUCGUACCUCAUCGUAGCAGUCGUUGUCUUGCACUACUAAACAUUUGACAGACGCCUGAACAACCUUUUCUGCUUUUAUUUUUAAAUACUGUUGAGACAUUUGUGAAGAUUUUAUGUCCUUUUGUGUUUUGUUAAAAGUUGGUUCUCCUUUUUUACGAGCCGUGACGAUGUUAAAGAUGUUGUGUAUUCCUUUUUGUUUUUUUGCCCCCCCCCCCCCCCCCCCCAAUAAUCAGGUAUGUGUGUAAACGCCCAGGCCCCACUUUGUCCAUAAGGAUCAGAUGUGACUUUUAUGAUUUAUCAUCAUUGUACAUUAGCACAGCUCUGCCACUUUGCUUUUGCAGCCAGAUCACCUCCACAUUUUAUUUUGUUUUCCACCCAGCCCUCCUGCCUCCCCCCAAUCUUUAGUUAGUUAGUUCUGUCAUUUUAAAUCCCUCGAGAGCAACCACUUUACAUCAUUGUCACGUCCAGGUAUACACACACGCACACACACACACACAUUUAGCUGAAGCUACUGUCCCAUCCGUGGAACACCCCCACUUGGUCCACCCCACCUCGCCCCAAAAUUUCAGCGACAGUUGGCUUUAAAUGCCACAGGAAGACAAGCACUUAUUAGACUCCGCCCCCUCCACUUUGCAGACAUCUCAUCACUUUGUUUUAAAGCAACGGAAGCAAAUGGGAAGUAUGAAGUUAGUCCCCAGAAGUCCUUCCUGUUCUGUUUGUUUGCCGCCAAUGUUUUUAACUGAAAAAAACAACAGUGUCCACUUUUUUUCUUCCUUUUCCUGAAUGGCAUUAGUAUUGUAGUAGAUGAAAAAGCUAGCUUCUUUUUGUAAAGUGUGAAUAAAAGAUGUAUCUCAUGUUUCCUUUCUAAAAUGAUACUGAAUUGUGUUGAUGUAUAAAUACUGAAUUCUACAACGUAUUGUUUGCGACGUUUUAGUACUUUCCCAUUCUACACGCUUAACCUGCCACAAACCAAAUUCUCUGUCAAUGAUGUGUACAGGAGUUGAAUGUUCGGAAAUGAAGGAUGGAGUGUUUUGGGCAUCAGCAAAGGUGACAUCUUUUGGUGUUAUGAACUCAACCCCCCCCCCAACAUUUUUUUUUUUUUUUGAGUGUGGUUUUGUUACUUUCAGCUUUAUUACGCAUAUUUUGCCUGGCACUAGCUGGAGAGUGCUAGUGCCUGAAGGUGAGGGCAGCAGAGCUGACCUCUCCUAGUGGCUGCUGAGCUUAUGAUGUGCCGCUGGUCGCCAGACAGCUCCUGUGAUCAUUUCUCUCUCUUUCUCCCCCUGUCUCUCCUUUUCUCUCUUCUUUUGUGUGUAAUGUGCUUGAUUUUGCACGCUUCCCUCGUGAAGGCAGGCUGCCGUCUUCGAGAGCCCAAUCGCAGAGCAAAACUCGUGUGAUGGUGUUGUGCUUUGUGAUUUUGUUUGUGCUCCUUUAGGUGUAGAGUGAUCUAAUUUCCCUAAGCUGCAUCUUUUUGUUGUUGCGGUGCACACCAAAGCUGCUCGUAGUAACAAAUCAUGCCCCACCACCACCACCACCACCACCACCACCUCAUCCAAGUCAUGUGAAUUGGAGAGCUGUAAGGCAACCUUUUCCUUGGACUGACUUCAUUGCUUUCACGUUGAAUUAAUUGCAUCCCCUUUCAGAAAAAAUGGCAAUAAUACUCAACAUUCAGACGCGUUUUGUUUUAGACAUUUUAUGUGGGGACUAAUGUAGCUUCUUUCACCCUUUAACACUGCGCCCACUGUUAGCCGAUGCAUUGAUUUCACCUGUAUAUUUGCUCAUCUCCUUUCCCCGCUGACUUCGUGCUAGUUGUUCAAUGAUCAGGAUUGUCUAUCUGUAGUCAGCUGAGUACAUUUUAUUGAUCUGUCACUGUGUUUAUGCACUGGACCAACUAUUGUUUACCAUUCAUUAAAUACCAGCAAAAAAAAAAAAAGACUAAAUUAAUAACUGAUAAGAAAACACUUGCACAAUGUUGUAGAAUGUCCAUUAACCCAGACAAGAAAUCAAGGCAGCUCUUUUCAAAUCAACGCAUAUUGUUUGAAAAAGGAACUGAAUGGUAAACAAUGUUUCUGUUGUACACUUAUCCGUCCUCUCAAAUCUCUUUGGACUAGUUUUGUACUUUUUUUUUUUCAUUGACUACAGGUUCUGCUUGUUUCCUUUUCACCUACCUAUGUAUUUUCCUACUUGUUCAAAAUAAAUUCUAUAUUAUCUGUUUCAA